Clonostachys rhizophaga is the source of this 1530-nucleotide messenger RNA. Lineage: Eukaryota; Fungi; Ascomycota; Sordariomycetes; Hypocreales; Bionectriaceae. The record is from the annotation of a GenBank genome assembly.
AUGGCUCACAGAGCACGGCUGCCCCCCGGGGGGCAUGCAUCACCGGCGCCAAAAGAUCAAGGACAGCGGCCCCAGGGCGUCGCGAAGCACAGAACCAACCGUCGUCGCUCGACACGUCUCCAGCAGAAGCUGACUCGCGAGAGCUCCAACUCCGAUCAAUCGCAUUCAUAUCCAGCCAAGAAUACUACGAAACGACGCGUUGACGCACUCGAUCACGACAUUGACUCCUCUCCGAAGCGGUCUCGUCGAUCUCCCAAGGCAGAGACGACUCCAGACAGACCCGCAACAAUCAACGGUAUCACCCACGAGCCGACCGAGCCCACCAACCCGACCGAAUUUUGGGCGAGGCAGGGACACUGGCCGCAAGAAUAUUUUGAACUUGAUAUGGAGCACUUGCUUGCCCGGAAAAAGUCUUUAUCGUCACUUGGUCGCAAGCGGUCGAACUCUGCGGCGUCCACAGCAACGCCUAGCGAUCAGAAGCCGAGGGAAGAGAAGAGUGCGCCCUACCGAGAUUCGCGAUAUGAGACACUCCUCGAAACCAAAAGUAGUUUCAUGGGCAAAUCCAGCCUAGAUAUUACUAGUGCAAGCAAAACUCUUACCACGUCUUUGCUCGAGGCGCCUCAAGCUGUUCCUGAGGAUUCGCUAUUCCGAGACGAUAUUUUCGAAUCAACGUGUCAAAAGAUCCAAAAGAGAAACGAGGCCCGCGUCAUCCAGGAUAUUACCCGGCUUAUCGUUCCCUCGGCUGAGAGUCUUGCCACAUUUGGCGCCAAGCACCUUGAUGUAUUGGUCGAGAGUGUCAACGAGGGCUGGAACAACUCGAUCCCGCUGGCUGGGAGUCGUCCUCAACCUGACUACUCUGUGGGCUUUAGACGCGAGGCAUUCACCGAUGACCAGCUCGCCAAGUUAUCACCAUUCCUUGGCGACUUUCUCGCUGGAGACCAGUCCUUCUUUAUGGGCACGUAUUACCUGUACUUCCCCUUCCUGACCUGCGAAGUGAAGUGCGGCGCCGCAGCGCUGGACGUAGCGGACCGGCAGAAUGCCCACAGCAUGACUCUCGCGGUACGGGCGGUCGCCGAGCUUUUUCGUGCUGUGAAGCGCGAGGGCGAAGUCCAUCGGCAGAUCCUUGGCUUCUCUGUCUCUCAUGAUCACAACUCCGUAAGGAUUUACGGUCAUUAUCCGGUCAUAGAUGGGAAGAAUACCAAGUACUACCGCCACCCAAUCCACAAAUUCUACUUUGCCGAGUCAGAUGGCAAGGAGAAAUGGACAGCGUAUCGUUUCACGAAGAACAUCUACGACACGUGGAUGCCGGCUCACUUCAAGGCCAUAUGUUCGGCUAUCGACCAGUUGCCCGAUUUGGACUUCGAUGUUCAGUCCCUUCCUGAAACUGGGCUUUCCCAGAGCUUAGAUAGUCAUCAUUUGUCGCAGCAAGCUGAGCAGGACAUCCAGCCGAGCGAUCCGGGGCAGGAAGAUACUCCGGGUACUUCAUUUACAGAUCCACGUGUUGGUAAGAGGAGGAAGGGCAGGAAGUAG